Messenger RNA from Zingiber officinale, 3497 nucleotides. RefSeq names its product leucine-rich repeat receptor-like kinase protein FLORAL ORGAN NUMBER1. Bases 387 to 3329 code for a protein of 980 amino acids. Lineage: Eukaryota; Viridiplantae; Streptophyta; Magnoliopsida; Zingiberales; Zingiberaceae. The record is from RefSeq and is a predicted model, not a curated record. Gene Ontology annotation, molecular function: ATP binding; protein kinase activity; receptor serine/threonine kinase binding. The transcript has 3 exons. Gene Ontology annotation, biological process: protein phosphorylation.
GUUUAUUCCCUCCGUGUCCUCCAUUCCAUUUCCAUUACAUAUCACGCGAAUCAGAAUAAAACGGAGGUGAAGGAAUCCUGUUGGCCGAUUCUGAAAGCUUUCCGCUUUUAUAUUUUUACCUUUUAUUCCUUCUCCACUAUCAUAUUCGCAGUCAUUUUAUCUAAAUGACUCCCUGUUCCAAGAUGCUUAUAACCUGUCUUUUCUUUGAUUCGCUCGCCCAGCCGUCCAUUGCAUUUCUAUCUCUUACUGCCAAGAAGGAUUCCUGUUCUAGAAAUUAAAAGCAUUCCACUAACGGGUGGGAUUGAAUGAUGAGAUGCUGUGAAAUUGAUAGAAAAAAAAAAGAUAAAAAAAAAGAGUUGUAGCGAGGUGCGUGGAGUAGAUACAGCAUGAAGCCAGAGAUUGGACAAUUGUUCCUUCUUUUUCUCUUCUGCGUCGUUACUGCUGCUUCCGAGGAUGGAACUGGUGGAGAUUACGGCGUUCUGAUGACACUGAAGUCCAAAUUGUUGGGGCCCGGAGGCUCCGGCCUUAGCGACUGGGGCGCCGCCCAAUCCACUGAGCACUGCUCCUUCUCCGGCAUCACCUGCGACGGCGACUCUCGAGUGGUCGCCGUCUGCAUCACCUCUGUCCAGCUCAACGGCACUCUCCCGCCGGAGGUUGGCCUCCUCCGCCGCCUCGUCAACCUCACUCUCUCCAACGCCGGCGUCGUCGGCCCGCUUCCCCUGGAACUGACCUCCCUUCCCUCCCUCCGCUUCCUCAAUAUCUCCAACAACAACUUCUCCGGCGAGUUCCCCCACUGCGGCCCGGAGGGCUUUCCGGCGCUCGAGGUCCUGGAUAUCUACAAUAACAAUCUGACCGGCUUCCUCCCUCUGGGUCUAGCCACAGCGCCGCGGCUCCGGUACCUCCACCUCGGCGGCAACUUCUUUUACGGGAAAAUCCCGGAGGCGUACUCCGAGAUCAAGAACCUCGAGUACCUCGGCCUCAACGGUAACAGCCUCACUGGCCGUGUGCCCGCCAGCCUCAGCCGGCUCUCGAAGCUGAAGGAGAUGUAUAUUGGAUACUUCAAUACGUUCUCCGGUGGGGUGCCGCCGCAGUUUGGGAGGAUGUCGUCGUUGGUCCGGCUCGACAUGGGAGGGUGCAACCUCACCGGCACCAUUCCGGCGAGUCUAGGACAAUUGAAGAAUCUCGAUACCCUGUUCCUCCAGAUCAACAAUCUGACCGGCACCAUCCCCCCUGAACUCGGUGGACUCGCUCAUCUGAAAUCGCUCGACCUCUCCAUCAACGAGCUCACCGGCGAGAUACCGCAGAGCUUCGCGGAGCUGAAGGAGCUCACGCUGCUGAGCCUCUUCCGCAACCAUAUACAAGGUCCCAUCCCGUCUUACAUUGGAGAGCUUCCCAAUCUCGAAGUGCUCCAACUGUGGGACAACAACUUUACCAUGUGCCUCCCGGAGUCGCUUGGACGGAACGGCCGGUUCUUGAAGCUGGACGUGGCCUGGAACCGAAUCACGGGGGCGAUUCCACCGGAUCUCUGCGCCAGCGGCCGGCUCGACACGCUGGUUAUCAUGGGCAAUGGCCUGUACGGAGAGAUUCCGGCCAAGCUCGGCAAUUGCACUUCGCUGACUCGGGUUCGACUCGCGAAGAACUUCUUGAACGGGAUGAUCCCUGCUGGGUUCUUCAGUUUGCCCUCCAACACCAUGCUCGAGCUCAACGAUAACUACCUGUCCGGCGAAUUGCCGACGGUGAUGGCAGGCGAUGUGCUUUCCAAACUCGACCUGUCGAACAAUCUCAUAUCAGGCCCCAUCCCGUCGGCGAUUGGCAAGCUUUCCGCCUUACAAACUCUUUCGCUCGAUUCGAAUCGGUUCUCCGGCGCGAUUCCGCCGGAGGUAGGGCAGCUAAAGAACCUGUCGAAGUUGGAUUUGAGCGGAAACGACCUCAACGGUGAGAUUCCCAAGGAUCUCACACGCUGUUUGUCACUCGUCACCGUGGACCUCAGCCGGAAUCAGUUAACUGGAAGCAUUCCGAAGGAGGUCGUGGCGCUCCAAAAUCUCAACACUUUAAACCUCUCCCGAAAUAAUAUCUCAGGUGGAAUCCCGACGGAGAUUCAACGUAUGCGGAGCCUCACCGCGUUCGACGUAUCCUACAACCGCGUCUCAGGGCUGGUACCAGCGCAGGGCCAAUUCCUAGUCUUCAACGAGAGCGGAUUCGUGGGGAACCCGGAGCUCUGCGGCCCACGGCUCCAGUUGCCUUGCGUAGCGGCGGACGGAGGAGGUACGGUUGACCGGCAGCGGCGCAGUCUGAAUGACGCCAAGCGGGUGCUGCCAUUGGCGGGGCUCGCAGCGGUCGCCAUCGUGCCCCUGCUCGCGGCGGCGGUGAAGGGCUGGAGGUGGUGGAGGGAAAGGAAGGGCCGGAAGAAGACUUGGAAGAUGACGACGUUUCAAAAGCUGAACUUCACGGUGGAGGACGUGAUGGAGUGCCUGAAGGAGGACAACGUGAUUGGGAAGGGCGGCGCCGGGAUCGUGUACAGGGGCAGCAUGGCCAGCAGGGAGGAGGUGGCGAUCAAGCGCCUCGUAGGCCGUGGCGGGGGGUCGGAGCACGACAGGGGGUUCACCGCCGAGGUGGCGACGCUGGGAAGGAUCCGCCACCGCAACAUCGUGCGCUUGUUGGGCUUCGUCUCCAACAGGGAGACCAAUCUCCUGCUCUACGAGUACAUGCCCCACGGGAGCUUGGGGGAGAUGUUGCACAGCAGCAAGGGAGCGCACCUUGGGUGGCAGGCGCGGUGGCGCAUCGCGGCGGAAGCCGCCAAGGGGCUCUGCUACCUCCACCAUGAUUGCUCUCCGCUCAUCCUCCACCGCGACGUCAAGUCCAACAACAUUCUCCUCGACUCCAACUUUGAGGCGCACGUCGCCGACUUUGGCCUAGCCAAGUUCCUCCAUGACACCGGCGCCUCGGAGUGCGUCUCCUCCAUCGCCGGCUCCUACGGCUACAUCGCCCCCGAAUACGCAUACACACUUCGAGUGGACGAAAAGAGCGACGUGUAUAGCUUCGGCGUGGUGUUGCUCGAGCUGAUCACCGGGCAACGGCCAGUGGGCGGGUUCGGCGACGGCGUCGACAUUGUGCGAUGGGUCCGGAAGACGAUAUCGGAAGCGAAUGCGGAGAGUGAUGCAGCAGCCGUUAUGUCGAUUGUGGACGGCAGGCUGACGCCGAGUCCAGAGACGUUGAUCACUAACCUGUUCAAGGUGGCAAUGCUCUGCGUGGAGGAGCAGAGCACCGACCGGCCGACGAUGAGGGAGGUGGUCCACAUGCUCUCUAAUCCCAAUUCCGCCGCCCGCUGAUGAUCUCCUCCUCCAUGGCUUAUCAUGCUCGUUCUUGAUAUAUGAUGAUGUACAUAUUCACUUCUUUUGGUUGAUUUAUGCCCUGCUAUAUUAGAAUUACUGAAUCAUAUGUUUGAAGCAUAUUGUAAUAAUAAUUUUGUAGUUGUAAUACAAUAAUAUGUGAGUGAA